AUGCUCCACGGCUUCCGCUGGCCCCGCGCCGGGUUCACGGGGAUCCGCGUAUACAUCGUACUCCAUAACCUGGAAGAAGCAGCCGCGGAAUACAUCCAGCAACCGCUGACCACCGAGCUCCUCAAAACGUCUUUCCGCAAAACACAGGCGGACCUCGUGACGCGGCUGCCGGAGCUGUCAUUUAUUGAGCAGUAUGAUCCCGCCGACGAGACGAGUGGCACCGUCAGCCAGGACUAUGCGUAUAUUUCCACGCGGGUCCUAGAGAUUUCAGAGGAUGAGAGUGGUGAUUGUGGAGGGGAGAAUAUUGAGGAUUAUGUGGAACAGGGAUCUGGGUUGACGCACGAUCAAACGGCGGCGCUGGAGGAAUUGCGCGAUCGUCUAGCACCCGGUGAAAAAAUCGGAUGGUAUCUUGUUUAUAAUGGAGACCCUGAGCGGUGGUUUCCUGACUCUGAAGACUCCGAGAAUUACGAGUCUGAGGAGGACUCUGAGGAUGAGAGCCAGAAUCAGCGCCAGGGUCAGGUCCAGAGCCGCAAGGGGGAAAGCUCUAUAGGGCCUACUAGUCCGCAGAGUUAUACGAAUCCGAUCCAGGCGGUAAGUCUGGGCAAUAUGGGAGGGGGAGCUUCGAUGACGGGAGCAACGGAGACCAUCCAAAGCUUGUCGCAACACUCCCCGAGUGGUUUCAUAAAUGCUGACCAGGUAACAUCCUGGCUUUCUGUCGCAAUGGUUCUCUCAUUUAUCAUAGUUCAGAAUCGCCAGGGGAAAACGCGCCUGGCGAAAUGGUACUCACCAUAUAGUGAUGAAGAGAAAAUCAAACUGAAAGGCGAGGUCCAUCGUCUUGUCGCCCCUCGAGAUCAGAAAUACCAGUCCAACUUUGUUGAGUUCCGUCGGAGUACCAAGGUUGUCUAUCGGAGAUAUGCUGGUUUGUUCUUUUGCGUCUGCGUCGACGCGAAUGACAACGAGCUAGCCUAUCUCGAGGCUAUCCAUUUCUUUGUCGAAGUGCUAGACCAAUUCUUCGGCAAUGUGUGUGAGCUGGAUUUGGUCUUCAAUUUCUACAAGGUCUACGCUAUUCUGGACGAAGUCUUUCUCGCAGGCGAGAUUCAAGAGACAAGCAAGCAGGUCGUUCUCACGCGAUUGGAACACCUGGAUAAGUUGGAGUAG
Penicillium digitatum Pd1 is the source of this 1158-nucleotide messenger RNA. RefSeq names its product AP-2 complex subunit sigma. Gene Ontology annotation, cellular component: AP-2 adaptor complex; intracellular membrane-bounded organelle. Gene Ontology annotation, molecular function: clathrin-cargo adaptor activity. The record is from RefSeq and is a predicted model, not a curated record. Gene Ontology annotation, biological process: clathrin-dependent endocytosis; protein transport. NCBI's taxonomy places the organism in Eukaryota, Fungi, Ascomycota, Eurotiomycetes, Eurotiales, Aspergillaceae.